Messenger RNA from Musa acuminata AAA Group (dessert banana), 2847 nucleotides. Its product is annotated as stem-specific protein TSJT1-like. The transcript has 5 exons. Bases 387 to 1160 code for a protein of 257 amino acids. The record is from RefSeq and is a predicted model, not a curated record. NCBI's taxonomy places the organism in Eukaryota, Viridiplantae, Streptophyta, Magnoliopsida, Zingiberales, Musaceae.
AGAGUUCUGCUACAUCUCUCUUCCCCCUCCGGACACCGACCUCCACAUGAAUCGUAACGAGCCACGGCUUGUUCCGCAGAGCGUCACAUAACUCGAGCUCUUCCAAGGAAUCCACGUCACUUUUGCUCCGAAUCCACCCGAUGAACACCACAAGUGUCGAUCUUCCCAACGCUACCCCCAUCUGUCUUUGCUUGCCUCCCAUGGUGGUUUUGCUUCACAGAAACGGCUUCCAGAACCAUCUUUGUUGUCUCCUUCGUAACGACGACAGGGGGAAGAAGCUUGUAGUGCGGUCACUUCGAUGCUCCUGCGGUCGACCAUAUUUUAUCUCGUACAAAGGUAAGAAAAUUUCAUGCUGUGACAUUGCACAAGAAGACCUAUAAAGCUUGAUGCGCAUCCGUGGAAGGAGUCUCCCUGUUUUGGGUGGUUCUGCUCCUCCACCAAAGAUGCUUGGGGUCUUCAGCGGCGCAGUGGUGAGCCCACCGGAGGAGCUCAUCCGAGCCAGCCACCGCACCCCGACGGCGAUGAAGACCGCGGACAAGCUCCUCGAUGCCUUCCUCAAGAACAACCCAUCCUCCGUUGCCAUCAACAUCGGCAGCGCUGCACGUAUCUCCUACAACCAUCAAAACCAGUCCCUGCUACAACCAAGGUCGUUCGCUGUGAGCGACGAGAUAUUUUGCUUGUUCAAGGGGACGCUGGAGAACCUGCCGAGCCUGAAACACCAUUACGGUCUGGGGAAGAAUGCAAGCGAGGUGGUGCUGGUGAUGGAGGCGUAUCGGGCACUGCGAGACCGCGCUCCUUACCCCACAAACCUCAUGCUCGCUCACCUCGCAGGCAAUUUCGCCUUCAUCGUCUUCGACAACGUCACCUCGACGGUGUUCGCGGCAUCGGACGGAGAUGGUAAGGUGCCCUUGUUCAUGGGGAUAACCGCCGAUGGCUAUCUAGCUUUCUCCGAUGACGCCGAGGAACUAAGAAGUGCAUGCGGGAAAUCAUUGGCUUCAUUUCCGCCAGGCUGUUUCCUGUCGACGUCCACUGGACUCAGGAGCUAUGAGCAUCCGAAGAACAAGGUCACUGCUUUGCCGGCGAUGGAGGAGGAGAUUUGGGGCACAACCUUCAAGGUUGAGAGACCAUAUUUACGAGCGAGAGAGAGGAGUGACACAUGACCAUGGGAAGGGCCUCAAUGUCUCAAUGGCCAACAGAUACAUCCUCCAAACGCCAGUAAUAAAUAUGGCUACUAAGAAUUAUGUAGUGUACCUAAGAAUAAUAUAAUACCGUAAAAGAUUGAUACGUUUAGAAGAGCAGAAGCAGCUUUGACUCGACUGACGCUUCACUGUCAAAGUAGCAUUGGCACGUGAAAGUUCACUGUAUCAGCUCCCCUGUUUGACAGAGACGGAGAGCUCGACGACCAUCCAUAUACAAGGAGCACCAAAAAGAUCUCAGCAGCAGCGCAGCAUUAAAGAACUCCACCACCAACCUUGGCUUGGAGACAAAGUCCGAGCUCACGAUGUGGGGAACAGAGAGCAUAACAUGCGGUACAACACCAGCCAUGCUUUUUUUCCCCCUCGGGCAUCAUCAACACAAGCAUCCACCAAGAAUGGAAGACAGCUUUGAGGGAAUAAGGACAAGCGACCAGUCUUCGAACGCACAGUUUCCAUGGCGAACGCAUUGCAAUAGCCGAACGAAAGCAAGACUAUGUUUUAGAGAAAAAGACCAACAUGCAAUGACAAGGAAAAGUCGUCUUCUUGGGGGCGGCUCUUACAGCUCCGGAAAAACCCAAGAGUCCUCACUCACGAAGCAAAAUUGAACGAAAAUCUCGAAAAACACAUCUCUUUCUUGCUGAGAUAAAUAAUGGUAGCAGUGAUGCUGGAGACUAAGCUGCAAAAUCUUCACGCUAUCAUAGAUCGAAGUCCAUCAAUUGGCUGAGGGCCUCGAGGCUGGGAAAAUCAUCGCCGACGAUGUCGUCAUCAAAGACGGGGAGGCACUCCAGCGGCACGAACUCCUCGUCGAGCAGCACCGACUCGAGAAACGGGUCCGACUCGAAGGGGAACGCCGACUCCAACGAGAAGGGGGACGCCAGCUGUUGCUCCAUCAAGAGCUCCGAGAAGCACCGCUCUGCUCCUGCCGGGGCGGUCUUCUCGGGCGACACCUGGCUAUACUCCGCGAUGGCGGAUGCGGAGAUGUCGAGCACGGAUGAGGGAGAGGGGGGCGCCGCCACAGCCACGGCGUCGGAGUGCAUCGAGACACAGGAUGACGUGGAGGUGGUGGUGGAGUUGGAGGACACGUCGGCGGCGAGGAUUUUCUUCUCAGACUGAAAGCGGCGCGCAGCAGCCGCGUAAGCUGCGGCGGCUGCCUCCGCGGUGUCGUAAGUGCCGAGCCAAAUCCUGACGCCGCGGAUGGGGUCACGGAUCUCGGCCGCCCAUUUCCCCCAAGGACGCUGCCUGACCCCCUUAAACUUGACGGGGGAGGUGCCGGAAGUCGAAUUCACCGAGCCGAGUGUUAUGACCUUCGGCCUCCGGGAGUUUUUGGGUUUCCUUCCGCUGCUCUCCUCCGACGAGGCUUGCAAGAGCGACAAAGGGAAUGUGGGAAGCACCGAGAACUCGUGAAUCGCCCUCUUCUUUCGGCAGGAGUAGUUCAUCCCCUCGUCGUCGCUCGACUCCGUGGCGUCGGGAUCGUCGAAGACGACGCGGAUUCUUCUUGCGAGUAGUCUGGAUUGGAGUUGGGAAGCGGCAUCGGUUCGGUGGCGUUGCUUCUUCCCCCUCCUCCUCAGCGGCUUAUGAUGCUGUUUCCCACACAAGCGCUCACAGGGCGUCAUUUCUCCUCUCAAAAUCGAAAAAAAAAGGAAAAAUAAAA